AUGGAAGUGAAGGUAUCUGUGGACGGCGUCCCACGCAUAGUCUGUGGAGUAACCGAGAAGACAACUUGUCAAGAAGUAGUCAUUGCACUGGCUCAAGCGCUUGGUCGGCCAGGGCGUUACACGCUAAGGGAGAAUUUCAAAGACUUUGAACAGUACAUGAGGCCAAACGAAUGCCUUCUGGAGUCAGUAGAGAAGUACGGCCAGCAGGCCAGGGAUGUUGAACUUACUCUUCUUCACAAUGGACCCUCUCUGUGGGAUGAAAUGAGUGCCGCAAAAGGAGGAAGAUACCAGUCUCUCACACACAUGAGAAUUAAUGAUGCAAAGGCCAGAAUGCCAACGGGCAGUCGCUCACGUUUGCAUCGGCAGAGCUUGCCACCACUUGCUUGUUUGCAAGAAGCCGAGAAACCAACAGAGGAAAUGAAAAGACCCAAAAGAAAAUCUCUGACCCUCAUGGAGGAAGCAUGGGGAUGGCUGCAAAGUCUGGGUAAGGGCAGACAUCAACAUCCAGCUUGUAGUAAACAAAGCAGUAAGACGUUCAAUAAAAGGUACAGCAGCUCUAUGAAUGUUUUAGGGACUCUUCCCGACAAUACCUCAGCCCCAGUUAGUUUGUUGAGCAAAAUCAGAGGUCGGAAGACUGGAAAUUUCAAAUUGGAUCAUCAAACGUCCCACUGUAUGGGAAGUCCAGGCAAGGAGAAGGAAAGCAAACAAUCCAAGAAAAACCGAAGCGCGGGAACUACUGAGGCCCUGUCAAAUUCAAGCAAAACCGAGGAGACCGAAAAUGAGCAGAAAAAGCUGAGAGAAACCAUCAUGUGCCAGAUGGUUUAUCUGCAAGAUCUGCAGACCCGGACAACAUUUGUAGAUGAACAGAUCAAGGAGCUUGAGGAACACCUGAGGUCCAGAAAAGCUGAACGAGAAGGCCAGCAGAAAGUUUUUGAUGAGAUCGAACAGCUCCAGUUUUGGGAAAUGGAACUAAAGGAAGAGGAAGGUUAUGAGCAAGAUCUGCAGGCUCAGUUCUUGGAGAUAAAAGAGAAGGUUGCAGAGUGCAAGGCCAACUUGAAGGGAUAUAAAUCUAAAAUGCAGAUGUUGAAUCUCUCUUGGGCUCAAAAUGCUGAUAAAGGGAAACCAGAAACGGUUCCAAGAAAAGGUUCCACGAAUACUGUAGCGGAAGUGACCAUUUCAUAUAGAGCCCUUAAACCCAGAUCUUACCCUGUCAGAGACGCAACUACUGACAGAGAGCUCCUACCCAGGAGGGACCUCAGUCCCCUGCUCGCUCCCAAUCUGACGAAGGAUCAAGAUCCCACUGAGUCCAGGGAACAGUGGGCACAGUGGUCUGAAGUCCAUUUCUCUAAAACAGAGACGAAAGAGAAGGUGAUGCAUCGCUCUGAACUCACAAUAUAUCUGGGUAGUACUAAAGUUUAG
Messenger RNA from Lampris incognitus (smalleye Pacific opah), 1419 nucleotides. RefSeq names its product Ras association domain family member 11 (gene rassf11). NCBI's taxonomy places the organism in Eukaryota, Metazoa, Chordata, Actinopteri, Lampriformes, Lampridae. Gene Ontology annotation, biological process: signal transduction. The transcript is spliced from 2 exons. Bases 1 to 1419 code for a protein of 472 amino acids. The record is from RefSeq and is a predicted model, not a curated record.